Messenger RNA from Capronia epimyces CBS 606.96, 819 nucleotides. RefSeq lists its product as uncharacterized. The record is from RefSeq and is a predicted model, not a curated record. The coding region runs from base 1 to 819 and encodes 272 amino acids. NCBI's taxonomy places the organism in Eukaryota, Fungi, Ascomycota, Eurotiomycetes, Chaetothyriales, Herpotrichiellaceae. The transcript has a single exon.
AUGCUAUCUGUCACCAACCCCGACCCCGAUCCCAUCCAAGACUACUCAGAGACACCCAUCCCUGAAGAUAACACCCUCCUCAGCCAGCCCUGGCCUCCGGGCGAGGGUGAAGUCGAGUCUGAACCUGAGACCCUAGAGCAAACCGCCUUUCGGCUGACCUGGCUGGCGUCGUGGAAGUUGCAGCGAGAAUACGAACUCAUCGAACCCGACCUGCCUAAAGUCAUCGGCCAUGUUUCGGUCUGGACGAACGCCAGUCAUUGUGUGAACACCGUCGACGAGUCCGCCGCCGCCGCCACCGCCGAGCAAACACCUAGUCUCGAGAUUGCAGAGCCAGAGGAAGAUACGGAUACGGUGCUGCCCGAGUCCGAGUCCGAGUCCUUGCUUGAGAAGACCCAAGUCCAGGAGCAGCUGUUCAAUCCAUACGCAUACCCCGAAGACGAAGCCGUGCCAAAACCAUCAGCACGUACACCCAGCUCGGUCGUCGUAACGGAGAUUAAGCUGGACGACAGAGAGCACGCGAUCGACCCGUUUUCCGACGAGGAAGAGGAGUCUAACUAUGACAGCGACGACGAGGACGAGGACAAAGACAAAGACACUGAUUGGAGCAGUGAUGGAGAAACCUACUGUGGCUCCCACUGCGGCGAAGAGGACGACAAGCCGGACCAAGAACACGAGCAGGAGGAGGAGCAGGAGCAGGAUAUAGCCGACUGCAGCCAAUCCGCUGCGCCCAGGUUGGCUAGGAACGAGAAGGAAAUGUGGGAGAGAUACACCAACCUGGGGCCCGCUCCAGAAUCACAGCCACAGGUGUUGUGCUGGUGA